AUGGCUGCAAAUUCGGUCUUCGUCGGAGGCGUGCCGCCCAUGUGCGCGAGCUCUGAGCUCGCGCUGAGCAUUGUCCAGGCAAUCCGCACAACCACCGGGCUCAAACCCAAAGAGUGCACGGCGCCCGAGCCGAAAUUACCUGGCCGCGCGCGCUUUGCUUUCGUCACCUUUCGAUCCGAAGAAGAAGCGCGCGAGUGCAUCCGCUACGACCAGCACAUCUACCUCGGGGGCGUGUCUCUGACGGUCAGGGCUCGCCGGAACGGAACGAGGCGAACGGAAACGGAAGAGGACAAAGUGAGACUAGACAGGGGGGUGCGGCUGGAGAUGGGACAUCUGACGGGUCCGAGAGAGGUUUGCGUGACGUGGAAAGCGAACGGAACGGACGGAACGGACGGAUUGAAAGGGGCGCCCAAGGAAGUGGCUCUCGAAGCAGACUUUUCCGCCAGAAGAUUGAGUCUGGUCGUGCGUUGCGCGGAUCACGACCGGGGCUCGUCAACCGGGGAAGAACCAGAACCAACAUCCCCCUUAGAGGAGGUUUUGGGACGGUUGCUCCAUUCCGGGAAGAGAAGCCGACUGGAAGCGGAUUUAGACCCCCUAGUAGGGUACGUUUGCAGCGGCACUGGCAGCAGCCCACAGGCUUCCACGUGGCGGGAGGAAGACGAAUGGUCCAGGACCGUCGAUUUCACGGGCAACGACAGCAUCGGACGGUCGUUCUGCUACGUCCUCUUCUUCCCUAACGACGAGACCAACCGAAAGAUUGCCCGGGAGUUGUGUCGAGGGUUCGGCCGCUUCCAUCUUUUGCGACACGCGGUCUCUCUUGACCAGCUCAUUAUGCGCGAGUGGGAGCACUGCAGGCGGGGCGCGGUCCAAACCCCGGAGGUUUCGUCGUUUCCGACAGUGCACGGCAUCCGCGGCGUUCUGUUUCACCUCAUGUUUCAGGUGCAACAGCUUGUGCAACACGGGGUGGUUGCCGAGAGCGCGCUCGCACGCGACGCGCGCUUCUACGCGCAGCUCCUCCCCGCCUCGUGUUUUGAGGAACAGAUCGCGGAGCGCGCGCUCAAAGAGAUGGUGGGUAGUUCCGCCUACAUUUUCCGCCCGGCGGAACGGCUCUCAGAGAUCCGCCGGAAGCUCCGGAGGGGUGCACAACGACCGGUCGCUCUGCUCGACAAACCUGCCCCCGUCGCUCGUUUCCGUCAGGCGGUUAGAGGCUUUCCCGUGGGCAGUCGACGGUACGAGUUUUUGGCAUUCUCGACGAGCCAGGUGCGCGAGCAGGCGGUGUGGUUUUAUGCACCCGAGGAGGAGGAGACGGCGGAUGGCGUGAGAAAGAGACUGGGGCAGUUUGAGGGUAUCAACAAUGUCGGUGAGUCAGCGAAGGAAAGAUUUUGA
Klebsormidium nitens is the source of this 1386-nucleotide messenger RNA. Lineage: Eukaryota; Viridiplantae; Streptophyta; Klebsormidiophyceae; Klebsormidiales; Klebsormidiaceae. The record is from the annotation of a GenBank genome assembly.